Fusarium redolens is the source of this 1005-nucleotide messenger RNA. RefSeq names its product camp-dependent protein kinase catalytic subunit PkaC1. The coding region runs from base 1 to 1005 and encodes 334 amino acids. Gene Ontology annotation, cellular component: nucleus; cAMP-dependent protein kinase complex. Gene Ontology annotation, biological process: peptidyl-serine phosphorylation. Gene Ontology annotation, molecular function: ATP binding; cAMP-dependent protein kinase activity. Lineage: Eukaryota; Fungi; Ascomycota; Sordariomycetes; Hypocreales; Nectriaceae. The record is from RefSeq and is a predicted model, not a curated record. The transcript has 4 exons.
AUGCUUCCUCAGAACAAAUACUCCAAGAAUCAUUCCUUAGAGAAUGGCCCAUCACCGACGCAGUCUAAACUGUCGACAAACAAUCAUUUACGAAAUCAUUUCAACAUCAACAAGACUAUAGGUAUUGGAAGCUCCUCUCGCGUGUACCUAGCCCAGCUCAAGUCCGAUAAGCGAGCUUUCUUUGCUAUCAAGGUUUUGAAGAAAGCUCAUAUUGUCAAAACGAUGCAAAUAAGACGUACCAUCGACCAACGAGCUAUCCUUGUUGACGUCAACCACACUUUUUUAGCCGAGCUGUAUGGAACUUUCCAAGAUAUGAGAAAUCUAUAUAUGGUCAUGGAAUUUGUAGAGGGUGGUGAACUGUUAACAUUACUAAGACAAGUCAAGCGCUUCCGUACUGGAGUUGCCAAGUUCUAUUCUGCCCAAGUAGUCUUAGCAGUGGACUACCUACAUUCCAAGGAUAUAGUCCAUCGAGAUCUGAAACCAGAAAACAUUCUAGUCGAUUGGCUUGACUACAUCAAGAUUGUUGAUUUUGGGUCUGCCAAACGUGUCCCGGCCAAGACUUGGACGCUAUGCGGAACGCCAGAAUACAUGGCUCCAGAAGUCAUCUCUGGUCAGGGUUACAGCAAGUCUGUUGACUGGUGGUGCCUUGGCAUUCUGAUAUACGAGAUGCUCUGUGGCUAUACCCCCUUUGCAAACGCAUCACCCCUCUUGAUGUACGAGAAUAUUCUCAAGGGGGAAAUCGAGUACCCUAGCUAUCUCAAGGAAUCAGGGGCCCAAAAUUUAUUGGAAGGCUUGCUUACGAAUGACCUGGAACGGAGGUUGGGGACCGAACGAAACCCCAUAAUGAUUAAGCGAAGCCCGAUUCAUCCGUGGUACCAGGAUGUCGAUUGGAAUAUGCUAGAGGAGAGACAAGUAAUCGCGCCUUAUAGGCCACCCAUUAGACCAGCCGAUGGUUAUAGAGGUCAGAAACAAAUUAUUUCGAUAUUCAGAUACAGUACGUACUAA